UGUGCAUGCUCGGUGCUGGAGAGAGUCCGACAGCUGAGGUGAUCUGACACUCGGAGGAGGCGCAGUCAAUGAGGGACCGAGCCAAGAAGUGAACCGGUGUGCGUGCGGUCCAAAAACGCCCUCUAAGCGCGAGGGUGGCGAGGAGGGACUGAAGAGGAAAAAAUAAGAACUAAAUCCCUCCCUUGCUCUGACACAGGAAGAUAGACUGCACAUUGCAUCGCAAAGAUGGGGAACCGGGGAAUGGAGGAUUUGAUUCCUCUGGUGAACCGCAUGCAGGAUGCCUUCUCCGCCAUCGGCCAGAACGCGAACCUGGACCUGCCGCAGAUCGCCGUGGUGGGCGGCCAGAGUGCGGGGAAGAGCUCGGUGCUGGAGAACUUCGUCGGGAAGGAUUUCCUUCCCCGUGGUUCUGGCAUUGUGACUCGUCGUCCUUUGGUUCUGCAGCUGAUGAACUGCCCCACAGAAUAUGCUGAGUUCCUCCACUGUAAGGGCAAAAAGUUUAUAGAUUUUGAUGAGGUCCGGCAGGAAAUCGAGGCAGAGACUGACCGCAUCACCGGGGCCAACAAGGGCAUCUCCCCUGUGCCCAUUAACCUGCGUGUUUACUCCCCCAAUGUGCUGAACCUGACCCUGGUGGACCUGCCGGGGAUGACCAAGGUGCCGGUGGGCGACCAGCCUGCAGACAUCGAGUCCCAGAUUAGAGAAAUGCUGAUGCAGUUUGUCACCAAGGAGAACUGCCUGAUGCUGGCCGUGUCCCCAGCCAACUCUGAUCUGGCCAACUCUGACGCUUUAAAGAUUGCCAAAGAGGUCGAUCCUCAGGGUAUGAGGACCAUCGGUGUGAUCACCAAACUGGACCUGAUGGACGAGGGGACGGAUGCUAAGGAAAUUCUGGAAAAUAAGCUGCUUCCACUCAGGAGGGGUUACAUCGGCGUGGUGAACAGGAGCCAGAAGGACAUUGAUGGCAGGAAGGACAUCAAUGCUGCUAUGGCUGCUGAGAGGAAGUUCUUUCUCUCCCACCCUGCGUAUAGACACUUGGCCGACCGGAUGGGCACUCCCUACCUCCAGAAAGUCCUCAAUCAGCAACUGACCAACCACAUCCGGGACACCCUCCCAAAUCUGCGGGCCAAGCUGCAGAGUCAGCUUCUGUCCAUAGAGAAGGAGGUGGAGGAGUACAAGAACUUCAGACCUGACGAUCCGUCUCGCAAGACCAAGGCUCUGCUCCAGAUGGUGCAGCAGUUCUCUGUGGACUUUGAGAAGUGUAUAGAGGGCUCCGGGGACCAGAUUGACACAGCUGAGCUGUCAGGUGGUGCCAGGAUCAAUCGCAUCUUCCAUGAACGCUUCCCCUUCGAACUGGUCAAGAUGGAGUUUGAUGAGAAAGAGCUCCGCAAGGAGAUCAGCUACGCCAUCAAGAACAUCCACGGAAUCAGAACUGGCCUCUUCACCCCGGACAUGGCCUUUGAGACCAUUGUGAAAAGGCAGAUUGGGAAGAUUAAAGAGCCUUGCACCAAAUGUGUGGACAUGGUCAUUUCUGAGCUAGUCAGUACGGUUAGGCAGUGUACCAAGAAGCUGGCUCAGUAUCCCAUGUUGCGAGAGGAGAUGGAGAGAAUCGUCACCCACCACAUCAGGGACAGAGAAAGCCGAACUAAGAACCAGGUGUUGCUGUUGAUAGACAUUGAGUUGUCCUACAUGAACACCAACCAUGAGGACUUCAUCGGAUUUGCCAACGCUCAGCAGAGGAUCAACCAAAUGAACAAGAAAAAAACAGCUGGCAACCAGGAUGAGAUCAUGCCGGAGAGAGGAGUUAGCGAUCGGUUCAAGGUGAUCAGGAAGGGCUGGCUGACCAUCAACAACAUUGGCAUCAUGAAGGGAGGAGCCAAGGAGUACUGGUUUGUCCUCACCGCAGAAUCUCUGUCCUGGUAUAAAGACGAUGAGGAGAAGGAGAAGAAGUACAUGCUGCAGGUGGACAACCUGAAGCUGCGCGAUGUGGAGAAAGGCUUCAUGUCCAGCAAGCACAUCUUUGCCCUCUUCAACACUGAACAGAGGAAUGUGUAUAAGGACUACCGUCAGCUGGAGCUGGCCUGUGAGACUCAGGAAGACAUUGAUGCAUGGAAGGCCUCCUUCCUCAGAGCCGGAGUUUAUCCUGAACGGGUCACGGAGAAAGAAGGAAAGAGUGAUGGCGGUGACGAAAAUGGCUCUGACAACAUAAUGCACAGCAUGGACCCUCAGCUGGAGCGGCAGGUUGAGACCAUUCGUAACCUAGUUGACUCCUACAUGGCCAUCGUCAACAAGACCGUCCGCGACUUGAUGCCGAAGACCAUCAUGCACCUCAUGAUUAACAAUACUAAGGAGUUCAUCAACGCAGAACUGCUGGCCCAGCUGUACUCGUGCGGUGACCAGAACACGCUGAUGGAGGAGUCUCAGGAGCAAGCCAUGCACCGCGAUGAGAUGCUGCGGAUGUACCACGCCCUGCGGGAGGCCCUCAGCAUCAUCGGUGACAUUAGCACAUCAACGAUAACCACCGCCAUGCCGCCUCCUGUGGAUGACUCCUGGCUGCAGGUGCAACGGGGUGGCUCCGGAGGAAGGUCUCCAGCCACCAGUCCAACUCCAAACCGCAGGGCUCCACCGGGACCUCCAGCCCGCCCCGGCUCUCGUGGUCCUCCACCUGGACCUCCUCCUGCAGGAGGACCCCCAGUCCCGUCUCGCCCGGGGGCUUCUCCGGACCCUUACAGCGGGCCACCACCCACCGUGCCCUCCCGGCCUAACCGUGCACCCCCAAGUGUGCCCAGUCGGAGACCCCCACCUUCUCCAACCCACUAGACCUCUGAACUCCUCCCACCCUCCCUCCGUCAGUCCGUCCCACCUCUGGAUGACAGGCCACGGACAACAGUGCCACCUUGCUGUCGUUUUCUGCCACACCCGACCUGAGCUGGUUCCCUUCUCCUGCUCCUACUUCCCCCUUACAACACACACACAAACCGUACACCCCUCUGUUUCACACAGAGAUGCAGAAUACUUGAAACACACCUGCAUGACUGACUUACAACCAUGCUGCACCCUCAGAAUUUAAAUAAACUAUGUAGAAUAUAUAAAGUCAUUGAUACAAUUUUGAGUGUAUGUGCACAUGUGCAUGCACACAUGCUUACAUAAAAACACAUAUUUAUAUAUAUACAAGCAGAUACAUGCAGAAUAUCUGUUCCUGCUGUUAAACCUAAGGUUGGAGACAUUUGCAAACUAAGCAUGACACUUUGCCUGAGUAUUAAUUAUACUCCAGCCUUUCUGACGGGUAUUCUGGCUGCUGACUGAUGUAUUUUUUUCUCUUAUCUCUUAGCAUUUGUUUUAUCAAAUUUUCCUCACCUUGUAUUGCCGACCAUGCUUGAAGAAAAAAAGUGUUUAAUCAAGUGGAUUCAGAGCAGAGUUUUUAAAAAUGGUAGCUACUUUUGGAUAAAAUUACACCAAACAGUAUCAGAAUGUCCACAGUAAAUUCUUCAGGUCACUUAUUUUGGUGACAAUCAUGGAUGGAUUACUUGGAUGGAACGGGCCUACCGGGCACAGGCCCAGGGGUCCAAAGUGUUUAGGGCUCCCCUGGCCUUCACCAGCAAAAUGGCUCUCAAAUGAACACAUACCAAUCAGGAAUGACCAGAAAGAGACACAAAAAGACCACAAACAGACUGCAAAGAGGCACAAAUUAGGCAAAACAAUGACAAAGAGACACAAAGUGACUUCAAAGAGACACAAAACGACCACAAAGAGACACAAAAUGAAUUCAAACAGCCAAAAAACAACAUCAAAAAGACAUAAAAUUACUACAGAGACAUACAGUGACCUCAGAGACACAAAACGACUUCAGACAAAAAACAUUCUCAGAGACACAAAAUGACCACAACGAGACAUAAAAUGACUUCAAACAGACAAAAAACAACUUCAAAGAGACACAAAAUGACCUCAGAGACACAAAACAACCACAGAGUCACAAAAUGACCUCACAGAGACACAAAACAACCACAGAGAGACAUAAAAAUGACCUCACAGAGACACAAAACCACAAAAAGAUGCAUAACAGGUACAAAGAGAUGAAAAACAACAACAACAAAAAAGAGGCAAAACCAUCACAAAGUCUAUGUGUCUCGUUCCUAUGUAGGAGAGGUAGUGGGGCCUUAUAUCUGUGCAUAUCUGUAUCCAUUGUCUUAAACCAGCUGGAUACCAGAGACUUUGUUUUUUAAAUUUUUAUUAACAAUCAGUGUUGUUAUUAGAAAUUACUCUCUAAAAGUGUCACUGAAGCUCUGCUCUCUGGAAGUCGUGGAAAAAUGCUUAUUUUCCUCACAGCAUCUCAGGCUACAAGGUGAAUAAGAAACCCCUCCAUCCUCCCUUUUAGCUCCUCUCCUUUAAAACUCACCCUGGUUGGUUUCCACCCAUCACUUAUGACACAGACUGCACCAUCACUUACACAGCUCAUGCAAGGGAAUAGGGCUUGAAUCUUUCUUUCCCUACUUCUCCUCCUCUUUCUCCCCUUGCACUAGGACUGAAGGAGCGAUCAUCUGAGGGACCUGUUGUUGCCUUCAGAAGGCCUCACUGUCACUAAAUUCCCGUGUUGUAACUUCAUUGUGUGAUUGAAUCAUUAGAGAAUAGUUCACAUAACUGUGUCACAACCAUCUCUCAACAAAACUGCCUUCACAGAAGCUAUGCAACAAAGAAAAUGGUUUCCUGAUUAUUUUAGCUUAAAUAGGUGCCUUGCAUGGCACUCCUCUCCUCCGUACAAAAACAUUGUCACUAAGUUAUCUUAUUAAGGCGGGAUCUAAAUAGAAAGUGCAAUAUAUGAAUUUUGAUUCUGCUGUAUGACAGCAGUCACACAUUUUUAACCAAGAGCAAGGGAAACUGUGGCCUGAGACUGUUAGAUAGCUCCUUAUAUGUCCUGUUCAUUCAGAGGGAAUGAGGUCCCUAAUGGGAGAGGUUUAAAAUGUUUGUAGUGUGUUUUUAAGUCAGCUUCGAUCACAUGAUGCAUCAAAUCUUCGGAUAUACUGGCAGGAAAACAUCUUAUCCAGGUUCAUGAUCUGCCAUUUAUUUUCUGUUUCUUUGUCCCCUUCCUUUUUUCUUUCCUUCCUUCUCUCAGCGGUCACGGGGGUGAGUGAGAACAUGAAAACAGCCACAGUCUAUGCAUAAAACUAUCCAAACACUCCUCCUGUUUCACUCUCACAUCGCUGUCUGAAGGCCUGUGAGUUCAACCUAUCCUUUCACUUGUGUUGCCACCGAACUCUGCCAUCAGUGUGAUGUGUUGUAUUUUGACCCCGAACAAAACUAACCAACCCACCAGCCAUAAAAACCCACCUCUGUACCUCAACUGAUGUCAUUUUAGCCAUUUAAAAACCACCUGAGAAACUUCCCUUGUACAUCUUAGUGCUCCACGACUGCAAGGCAAACACAACAAAGCAUAUUCUACUUAUUAUUUAACAGUAAAUAGUUUAUUAUGGACAUAUCUUAAUGUGUUAUUAUGUAUAUGUGUGGUGCAUCUUAUGGGACUUGUACUUCCACUGUCUAGAGAAUUUAGUCUGCUGAAUAUUUAAAUUAUUAUGAAUAAAUGAGUUUGUGUAUAAGGAAAUAAUAUUUGAAAAACUUAUAAAAAUGUGUAUUGCAGUGAUGUAUAUGGACGUUGGCAGGUUGUUUGAUACUUUAGCUUGUAGCAGAGAGGUUUUUUUUUUUUGUUUGUUUUCUUGUUUCUCUCUGUGUGUAGAAGAGCAGAACGGGACAGUGUGAAUGUGUGAACUCCUGCAGCAGCCAGGUCCUGCAUCUUGUUUAAACUGCUGUGGAUGGAAAGACGAUUUUACCCUGCAGGGCUUCUGUGCUUUGUCAACACAUUAAAAAACCUCAGUGUAUUGAGUGAAGUUUC
Messenger RNA from Epinephelus moara (kelp grouper), 5875 nucleotides. It is a transcript of the gene dnm1a, whose product is annotated as dynamin 1a. Bases 226 to 2811 code for a protein of 861 amino acids. Gene Ontology annotation, cellular component: cytoplasm; membrane; microtubule. The record is from RefSeq and is a predicted model, not a curated record. The transcript has 23 exons. Gene Ontology annotation, molecular function: microtubule binding; GTPase activity; GTP binding. Lineage: Eukaryota; Metazoa; Chordata; Actinopteri; Perciformes; Serranidae.